CAAAGCCCCGCAGCCCGCAGCCUCGCCCCGCCGUCCACUGACGCCGCGGGUCCCGCAGGACGGCCGGGGCUGGCGCUGUGCGCGGGCUGCGGGGGCCGCAUCCAGGACCCGUUUCUGCUGCGGGUGUCUCCGGAUCUGGAGUGGCACGUCGCCUGCCUGAAGUGCGCCGAGUGCGGGCAGCCGCUGGACGAGACCUGCACGUGCUUCCUGCGGGACGGCAAGGCCUACUGCAAGCGGGACUACGGCAGGUGACCCGCUCGUUCUAAAACGAAACGAAACGAACCCGAACCGAG
Meleagris gallopavo (turkey) is the source of this 293-nucleotide messenger RNA. The record is from RefSeq and is a predicted model, not a curated record. NCBI's taxonomy places the organism in Eukaryota, Metazoa, Chordata, Aves, Galliformes, Phasianidae.